AGUACGGCUCCGCCUCCCUCCCUAAAUUAUAAAGAGGGCAGCGGUUUUGAAGUUGAGUAAGUGUUUGUAAAUUUCACAGAUUAGUCGUGUGUUGGUAUCAGGAGGCUAUUUUAAACUCUCACGUGGCGACAUGGCAUCUGAGGAACUGGCCAAAAAACUCCAACGCCGGCUGAUGCUGGAAGAAUCGACAGAAAAUUCAAACGGUGCCAUCCUUGAAAAUAAUAAUCACAUUGAGGUGGGUGUAGAGGAGGAAAAACCCGUCACCAGCAAUGCAGACACCGAACUAUCCGCUAAACUGACCAGGAGACUGGGUAUCAAUGAUGGGACGACAGAGCCCAAACAGGCUAAAGUGUUUAACCCUUACACCGAAUUCAAAGAAUUCACCAGGAAACAGAUUAAGGACAUGGAAAAAAUGUUCAAACAUUAUGACUCUGGAAAGGAUGGCUUCAUUGACUUAAUGGAACUAAAACUGAUGAUGGAAAAACUUGGAGCCCCUCAGACCCACCUUGGCCUCAAAAACAUGAUCAAAGAAGUAGACGAGGAUUUUGAUGGGAAGCUGAACUUCCGAGAGUUUCUUCUGAUUUUCCAUAAAGCAGCCGCAGGCGAGUUGGAGGAAGACAGUGGGUUGAUGGCUCUUGCCAGACUUUCAGAAAUCGACGUUUCCACUGAGGGAGUUCAAGGUGCCAAGAACUUCUUUGAAGCAAAGGUUCAGGCACUGACAACUGGCAGUAAAUUUGAAGCUGAAAUCAAAGCUGAACAGGAGCAACGUAAGCGUAUGGAAGAGGAGAAGAAGCAGAGAAGAGCAGCUUUUAAAGAACUGAAAGCUGCAUUUCAGUAAAAAAAAAGGCCUUAGUCCCAUCAAGAACAACUACUUGUACAGAUUUAUAAAGUGUAGAACUAAAUCCUAACAGCUGGACAUUUAAAACUUGCACUAAGUGACUGUUUCUUGGCUGCCACUCUAUUUUAAUUUUAUCCAAAAUCUAGCCAUGUUAUUUUUUUAAGCUAUCUAACUGAUUUGAUACUGUAUACAAGCCUCUAAAUUGCACUUAUACUAGCAAUGUGAGGAAAUGACAAAUUCUGCUCGUCAAUUAGGAGGUUGUUUGCAGUUGCCUUUCUCCUGAUCUGUACCGUAAAAUCAAUGGCUCAGGGCUUUGCUUUUGGUAGAUUGAAACAUCUCUUAGAAAUGCUGCACUAAAUUAUACUAUUUGAAGUAUUUUUGAGUUUUAUCUUUUGUAGCUCUUUUUAUAAGUAUUUCAUUUGGGAACAACUGUAGACUUUAGAUACAGGCUAUUUACUUUCCUCGGUGUUAUUUGUGGAAACUGCUUUUUGUGCUCUAAGCAAAUACUUAAUCCAAAAAUACAAUAUUUUAACAACCUAAUCUGCAAAACAAUGAUUACAUACUUAAUAUAGUGUAGCCACUUCAAAAAAUGUUAAUAUUGUAUCAAUAUUAAAUUAAGUCCUGCUACAACUAAACAUUUUACAUUUUGAUAGUGUUGAAAAUACAUUGUAUAUGUAGGUUUCGAAUUUUUUUUUAAUUAUUCAAUAUACUGGUUAUACAAAAAUUGUGAGCAUUGUGAAAAAGUACAAUAAGUGUGUGAACUCUCUGUAAACUUUCUGAUGAUUAUACACAGUGAUUUUCCAAUAGGUUGUUUGACUUUAGCCUGAUUCAUUCUUAAGAAGUCUUAGCAUACAUGUAAGCACAGUAAACCAUCAUAUCAAGGCUGUCUUGGGCAUUCCCAAUUUUACCCCCAUGACCUGACUCAGCAUUGUGCAAAAAUUGUCAACUGUAUCAAUACCAUAUGCAAUGCAACUUUACCUUCCUUUCAGAUAGAGGAAGUCUCAUAUAAUAUAGGACCGCUGGAAUUCUGCUUGUUCAGUAAUAAGAACCUGCUAAUGACCAGGCCAGUUAUUUUUGGCCUCCUUUCAGUAUGGUGUUGCCUGGAAUGUUUUGUGCAGCUGCAGAUUAGCUAAUAGUUAUCACUAAAGCUCCUAAAACUCAUUAAAACAGAGAUCAGAAACAAACCUCUUCGAACAUUUCUAAAUCAUGUGUUAUCUGAUGGGGAUUACAAAUGAGUUCCUCCACCACAUAGAUCAACUUGCCGUACUUCUGGCCUGGCCUUGCCGAGAUGCCUCAGGUUGUGUACUAUUCUGUAAGGUUACAUGUGCUGGUCACUCUACGCACUCCUGUAAUUUUUGAAACCUGCAAACAGUAAAUGACAUAAAUUACUAAUUUCACAAACUUUGAUUAAAAAAUUCAAGGGAUGUUUCUCUUUAAACCUUUUUAUGGCAAUGUCGAGAGUAUUGUGUGGAAGAAGACUGACUUUUUCACUCGGACAUAUGAUGAUAUUUUAAUGUUGUAUGGGGUAUCUAUUGGACCAGAAGCACAAUUAUCAGUACGACCCUACUCCUGUACCAGGAUAGAAUGAAUAAGUGUGAUGGCUGUGCACCAGGGUGCUAUGAAAUUUCUUGUUCACAUGAAGCUUACAGUUUAUAUUAAUAAUAUAACAGGUAGUAAUAUACCUGUUAUAUUACAAUAAAUACAGUGACAAGCACAAAACAACAGAAUGGUGCAAUUUGUUAUUGCAAUCUGAAAUAGUGCAAAAAAUGUUAAAAUGGUAAUAGCAUAAUAACCACAAGAGGUUGAAGAAAACAAGGUUUGUUUAUAGUUCUAAUAAAAUGUAAAAAAAAUAUGAUGUAAUGAGAAACGUCCAUUUUGCAAAUGCUUAACUGUGCAAUUUGAUUUUUGAGAAUUUUAAAAUUGCUUGAUUUUCUGGUUUGUAUUGUAAAGGAUUAUUCCUCCUAUUCCUCUGUAAUAUUUCUUCCUCCACGUUUUCCACCUUGGAUGAAAUUUGACUUGUACAUAUCUACAAAUAGAUUUUGGAAGUGCUGUUUUGCUCAAAAAGCAGGUAUCUGGCGUGACUACAACCUUUCCAAAGAAAGGGCAGUAGAUGGCUUUGAGAAGUGAACUAGUGAACUAAUCAGCUGGAUUAUAAAUAGUUCAAGACCAGAGCAGGGCAGGGCAGGGUUUAAGUAGAAAAGUGGAAGAAAGUGAUGGGUAUUUAUAAGCAGGGUCUAAAAUCAGAAAUGUUAAAGCUGCUGCAUAUUGUUAUUCAAUAUACUGGAAAUUUGCAAAUUGAUUAUCUGGAAAUUAUUUUGGGGAGGAAUAAUCCUUGCAAUCUGAGAACAGAAUUUCACUCUUGUAUGUGUCACAAACAGGAAAUAAUCAUAUUGCCACCUCUUCUAAAAUUCAGUCCCAUUGACCUGAAACACGUGCACUAGAAGAUGAAAUUCUGAGUUUCCAAUUCUUUAACAUUGUGUUUUAAUAUACAACUGUUUGUGCUAUUUAAAAAAUAUAUUUUGAAGUAAUAAAAUAAAUACUAAUGAUC
Messenger RNA from Mobula hypostoma (lesser devil ray), 3386 nucleotides. RefSeq names its product EF-hand domain-containing protein D1-like. Bases 131 to 838 code for a protein of 235 amino acids. The record is from RefSeq and is a predicted model, not a curated record. Gene Ontology annotation, molecular function: calcium ion sensor activity; calcium ion binding. Gene Ontology annotation, cellular component: mitochondrial inner membrane. Lineage: Eukaryota; Metazoa; Chordata; Chondrichthyes; Myliobatiformes; Myliobatidae. The transcript has 4 exons.